Molecule: messenger RNA, 1025 nt
Organism: Molossus molossus (Pallas's mastiff bat)
Lineage: Eukaryota; Metazoa; Chordata; Mammalia; Chiroptera; Molossidae
Gene: DNAJC19
Product: DnaJ heat shock protein family (Hsp40) member C19
Exons: 5
Coding region: 165-440 (91 amino acids)
Biological process (GO): protein import into mitochondrial matrix
Cellular component (GO): PAM complex, Tim23 associated import motor
Molecular function (GO): ATPase activator activity
Source: RefSeq, a predicted model, not a curated record
CUCGGCGCCAGUGCGCGGACGUUAGGGCGCUGCUAGGGGUGCCCGCCUUGCUUUCUGGUAGAGGCGUGGAGUCGGUGGCCGGGGCGUCGGGGCUGCGAUGAACGGCGCUCUCGGGGGCGGCGGGGGAGCCGAGCCGGAGCCAUGGCCGUUAUGUUUUGCAAGCCAUGAAGCAUAUGGAGCCUCAAGUCAAACAAGUUUUUCAAAGUCUACCAAAAUCUGCCUUCAGUGGUGGCUACUAUAGAGGCGGGUUUGAAACCAAAAUGACAAAACGGGAAGCAGCGUUAAUAUUAGGUGUAAGCCCGACUGCCAAUAAAGGAAAAAUAAGAGAUGCUCAUCGACGAAUUAUGCUUUUAAAUCAUCCAGACAAGGGAGGAUCUCCUUAUAUAGCAGCCAAAAUCAAUGAAGCUAAAGAUUUACUAGAAGGUCAAGCUAAAAAAUGAAAUAAAUAUAUGAGAAUUUUAAGUUCUUAUUAAUUAUGUAUGUGACUAUCAGCUUUUUAUAAUAAAAUGUCCCAAAGUUACAAAUUUUAAAAAUGAUUUAGCACAAACUAAGUCAAUAGGCUGGUGUAACAUUCUCAUUUAAAUUUGAGGAUUUUAAAUCAGAUUGUAGAAUAUUUGGAUAUUAAUGCUCUAUGGAUAAAUACAUACCAUUUGAACAGAAAUAUUAUUCAUUACUCAUCUAGUAAAUAAUUUGUUAACUUCAAGUCAAAGUGAACAUGAAAGUUCCUGCUCUUAAGGAACCCCAAUCUAAUGAGACUGAUAAAGUGGUCAUUAAAAUACAAUGUGAUAAGUAUUAUGAUGUAAUUAGUACACAUUGUUAUAUAGUAGACUGACCUUAUUGGGAGGAAAGACUGUCAAGGUACGGAGAGUUGGCUCAGCUGCUUGGAACUGUGAAUUUAAAAGUGAGUUUAGCCACAACUUUGACCUAAAAAAUUAAUGUUGGUAUGCAUAUAUCACUGGCAAUUCAAAUUUCAUACAUUAAAAAUUUGAUUGCCCUGGCCAGUUUCGCUCAGCGGUUAGAGCGUC